GAAGGACACCUCGCGGUUGAGGAGAGCAGUACAGUAUACUACCAACGGAUAGUGUUAAAUAAUUGAACAGCAUGAACAAUCUGCGAAUUAUGCUCUUUUACAUUUCUGUUUGUCUUCACUCUGCUCGCGGUAAGUGAAUAAAUGAUUUUUUUUUUAUUGAUUUCAUGGCAACUGUCAAGGUCUGUGAGCGCAAUUGAACACCAAUAAAUCUAUGUUUACACGAUGAUAGAAGAAAUGUAAUUUUUAGUCGUUUUCAUCAAGAAUGAAACUAUAAACCUUUGAAAUUAGGUAACACGACUUGAUACUAAGUUUUCCCUGGUAUCUUCUCGCAUGCGCGCUAUCAGGGCGCCGGUGAUGCUGGUGCGCAAACAAAAAAUAUAUAAAAAUAGGGGCGCGCAGUAAAUUUCAUAAAUAAAAAAUUUGAAGACUUUUACUUUUUUUUUAAAUCACUUAUAUUUUACAACGAAUUAAUUUACUACACUAUUUGUAAUGGAUGCUCUUAGCUUAAUGGUGAGUCUGUCAGUGUCAUCAGUUGACAACGCCGACAGCACAAUAGGCAAACAUUUAAAAAAAAAAUAAUUUCAACUCUGCGGACCGUAUAAUGUGUCAAAGUUAAACAAAUUUCUUGAAUGACCAGCCCCCCCCCCCCCCCCCCCCCCCCCCCCCUAUUUGUUUAAAUUUUUAUGAAACUUUAUUUAAAAUCAGUGAUAUUAAAACUGAACUAAAAUUAGAAGAUUUGAAUUAACACAUAUCUUCAUGCGCAUCGUGGUUUCCAUUAACUCGUCUACCGUUGUUCUCCAAUGAAGUGUAGUAUGAUAAAAACUAAAUUUAGAUAAUGUGCCAAAAUGCAUCCAUGCAUUUUAAAUUUAUUUAAAAAACAUAGCGAGGGAGCUAUCCUUCUCCCGUUUUUAAUAAUAUCCCAUAUCCCACACACACUUUUUUUUCUUUUUGUUAGGGAGAAAUAAGUUAGUAUUCUACAUUUUUCUUCCGCGCUCCGACGAUCAAAGUUACAGUGAAAUUCGUUUAAAGUGACCGUUAUCGAUAAUCAAAGCAACAGUGAACGACGAUCAGAGUUAUAUAAUUAUGUCCAGCGCUCAUUAUGUGUUUAAACCGAGUCAUUGUUAGCAAGAGGUAAAAUUAAAAGCCUAUUACUUGCUUUACAAACAAGCAUUCGUCAUUAAGGAAAUAAAAUCAUUCGAAUUCCACCACAUAAUCUUACUUGUCUGUGUUUUUUAUAAUGGGAGGAUUUCUGAGUUGAAUUAUUACUGAUCAAAGUUUUCAAACAUACUUUUCAUAAUGUUAUUUCAUUGUUGUUUUUUUUUUAAUUAUGAGACUGCCACACCAAUGCUAGUACAAUGUCACACCAAUGCUAGUACAAUGUCACACCAAUGCUACUACAAUGUCACACCAAGGCUAGUACAAUGCCACACCAAUGAUAGUACAAUGUCACACCAAUGCUAUUACAAUGUCACACCAAGGCUAGUACAAUGCCACACCAAUGCUAGUAAAAUGUCACACUAAUGCUAGUAUAAUGCCACACCAAUGCUAGUACAAUGCCACACCAAUGCUAGUACAAUGUCACACCAAUGCUAGUACAAUGUCACACCAAUGCUAGUACAAUGUCACACCAAUGCUAGUACAAUGUCACACCAAUGCUAGUACAAUGUCACACCAAUGCUAGUACAAUGCCACACCAAUGCUAGUACAAUGCCACACCAAUGCUAGUACAAUGUCACACCAAUGCUAGUACAAUGCCACACCAAUGCUAGUACAAUGCCACACCAAUGCUAGUACAAUGUCACACCAAUGCUAGUACAAUGCCACACCAAUGCUAGUACAAUGCCACACCAAUGCUAGUACAAUGUCACACCAAUGCUAGUACAAUGCCACACCAAUGCUAGUACAGAUCAAAGUUUUCAAACAUACUUUUCAUAAUGUUAUUUCAUUGUUGUUUUUUUUUUAAUUAUGAGACUGCCACACCAAUGCUAGUACAAUGUCACACCAAUGCUAGUACAAUGUCACACCAAUGCUAGUACAAUGUCACACCAAUGCUAGUACAAUGCCACACCAAUGCUAGUACAAUGUCACACCAAUGCUAGUACAAUGUCACACCAAUGCUAGUACAAUGCCACACCAAUGCUAGUACAAUGUCACACCAAUGCUAGUACAAUGCCACACCAAUGCUAGUACAAUGCCACACCAAUGCUAGUACAAUGUCACACGCUAUUUAAAAAAAACGCACAAAUAAGAAUAUAGUAGAAGUGUAGCUGCUAUCAACAAAUCAUCGCAGUCCGAUUGCUAACAUCGAAUCAUCACAGUCUGAUUGCCAUCAUCGAAUCAUCGCAGUCUGAUCGCUAUCAUCGAAUCAUCGCAGUCAGAAUGCCAUUAUCAAAUUAUCACAGUCUGAUUGCCACCAUCAAAUCAUCACAGUCUGAUUGCUAUCAUCAAAUCACCACAUUUUGAUAGCUAUCAUCUCAUCAUCACAGUAUGGUUGCAACCAUCAAAUCAUCACAGUCUGAUUGCUAUCAUCAAAUCACCACAUUCUGAUAGCUAUCAUCUCAUCGUCACAGUAUGGUUUGCAACCAUCAAAUCAUCACAGUCUUCCUGCCAAAGGUUUUGACCACUGCCAUGUUGAACUAUUUCACCUAACUUUGUCUGACCCCAUAGUUCAUCUUCUAAUCAUUCACUGCGUUAAUGUUUAGAAGUUGUUUUUUCCUCCUUUGCUUUAUUUUUCUUUUUACUGAUGUCAUUGACACAAGUGCUAACCAGUUUUUAACCCAUGGGUUCUCACAUUAUCUAUCAGGUGACAGCAGCAGGGACUGUGUCGUCACCGCUGAGGAGAGGGCUCAACCCGAAUCUUCCAGUACUCACGGGACGCCCGUCAGGAUGGCGCAGACUACAAGUGGGAGAUGGACAUCAGAGGUUACCGCGUCGUCGUGGCCACAACAGCGCAACCUUCUCAAUCGCAAGGUAAUCGGUCUUUCUGCUCCACACCUGCCCUUACUCUGCGACUCAACAUGAAGGUUUCCACUACUCCCAUUCAACUGUUGCAUUACAUUACAAUGAUAACGAUCGCAGAUCGAUGCCACGUUAUCAAUACUUCUUUGUCCCUGUUCUCACGAGUCAUACAUCAAUAUUAAUUUUUUGUUGGAUUGUUUUGUGCGUUCUUGUUUGGAUCUGAGAGUAUUUGUGUAGAUGUUGCUAUGUGCUUUGCAUUUUGUGACGUAUUUGGGUAUGAAAAAUGGCGUUAUUGGGUGUUUAAGUUUUAAGCAGCAGCGAUGGAGUAGUUUGUACUGGAGGUACAGAAGAAUGAAAGAAGAAGAAGACACGCUGUUUAUUUAAUAAGGAGCUAUUGAACUGAUUAUCGAGUUCACAACUACCAAUUAUUUCUCAUAGCUUAUUACGAUAUAUCUAUAUCUAUAUAUAUUUAUAUAUAAGGGGCAGUCCAUAAAGUACGUCACGCUAUUUUUGACCAUUUUACCCCCAUUCCCCUCCUGUCACAAGCUGUCACUAAUCUUGGACCCUCCCCCCCCCUAAAGUUCUUCACACUUUCGAACAAUUUUUUUUUUUAAUUAACACCUAAGUAAAAUUUAAUCAAAAACCCACUUCACUAUUAAACUGUAUUAAAAUAUAAAAUUUCCACUUAAAAGAACUAUCACAUUAUUAAAAUGACUUUAAUAGUAAAAUAGUCACUAGCGCUCCUAGCGAGAGGAAUCGUGAACAACACAUUCAGGAGAUACGCAUUUCAUGCUAUUUUGAGAUAAAACUAAUUCAAAUGUUUCACAAAAUUUGUGAAAAUUGUUUUUAAAGCUAUUAAAUUCUACUAAAAAAAAUAAAAAUUAAUGAAUUAGAAAUAAUUUUUUUUAAAAUAAAUGUGUGAUGUCACACAUGGGUCACAAACUGUCACACUUUCUUACACCCCCUCCCCCCUUUGGAGUGUGACGUACUUAUGGAUGGUCCGUAAGAUAGCUUUUGUUAAUAUAAACAUUUUUUCCUCAGGCUUUUUUGCCCUUUCUGAACCAAGCUCUACGGCCUUACCUGGAUGGCAGGACUUGUACCUGUAUGUGACGUCAGUCACACGGUUCAUGACCUACCUACAGUGCUCAAGUUUAUACAAGACUAAGGCCUAUAUGCAGAUGUACGGGUAUUGCAGGCUUGUCAUAUUUGGUAAAUACGCUUGACCUACUUUCAUUUGGAGGACAUAUUAUAUAAUCAUUCGAUUGGUGGUCUGUUGUCAUGUUGAACGGCUUACAAGUCCAUCGACUACCACCUCCCCUCAAACUACCACCUCCACGCCAACUACCACCUACACCCCAACUACCACCUCCACCCCAACUACCAUCUCCACCCUAACUACCACAUCCACUCCAACUACCGCCUCCAUCCAAACUACCAUCUCCACCCCAACUACCACGUUCCCCCAAACUACCACCUCCAUUCCAAUUACAACCUCAACAACAACUACAAAUUUCACGAAAACUUCCACUUCCACCCCAACUACGACCUCCCUAAUUACCCCCCUCCCCCACAACUACCACCUUCCCAAUUUUAUUAAAGUCAAUAAUAAUUAUUAAUUGUUUAAACGUAUUAACAACAUGGUUUUAAUUUUUUUUCUUUUUAAUGAAAUAGCAAUUACAAAUUAAUUUUGAGGUUUAAAAGGAAUAAUGGAGCAUUACAAACCUUUGGAUAUGUGAACUAAAACAUUGAUUGGUAACAGAAAAAUGUUAAGUCUUACGUUAGUAAAAUAUUGUUGGUUAGAGCUUAUCACAAAUAAAAUGAAUUGUCUGUUUACAAUUAAAAAAAAAAACUGAAGACAUUCUACCAAUCUGAAGGCAAGGUAAACUCGUCAUACAAAAGGAAGCCUCUCUUCGACCUCAAGAAACAACUCCCACACAAUAAACCCGAUCUUUGACCCCCUUACACAAAGACCCCCAAACAACGACCAGAAUACCACGGCCUACGCACAACAAACACACGAUAUUACCCCACAUAACAACCCCCAAACAACGACCAGAACACCACGGCCUAUGCACAACAAACACACAAUAUGACCCCACAUAAAAACCCCCACACAACGACCAGAAUACCACGGCCUACACACAACAAACACACAAUAUGACCCCAAAUAACAACCCCCAAACAACGACCAGAAUACCACGGCCUACGCACAACAAACACACAAUAUGACCCCACAUAACAACCCCCAAACAACGACCAGAACACCACGGCAUACACACAACAAACACAUGAUAUGACCUCACAUAACAACCCCCACACAACGACCAGAACACCACGGCCUACGCACAACAAACACACAAUAUGACCCCACAUAAAAACCCCCACACAACGACCAGAAUACCACGGCCUACACACAACAAACACACAAUAUGACCUCACAUAACAACCCCCACACAACGACCAGAACACCACGGCCUACACACAACAAACACACAAUAUGACCCCACAUAACAACCCCCAAACAACGACCAGAACACCACGGCAUACACACAACAAACACACGAUAUGACCCCACAUAACAACCCCCAACAUAAUGAUACCCGCACAUCAUCUCACACACCACGACACACAUAGAACGAUCCCUGCACGACGAAGUCCACUUUGCGACGCCCACACAACGACCCUCCCCCCACACACACACUAAGACUUCAAUCUUGCUACGUCUAUAGUACUUUUGACUUUAAUACCGACGUGUUGUUAAAAUUGUGCUCCGUUUUAAUGAGAGUGUUUGUUACGUCUUGCUUGCAGUCAGACCAACAGUGCCUGUGUGUGUCGCGCCUCGUUUUGACCAGAACGGACGCGUGAUGGAAAUACCAUGUCAUACGUCUGUGUAUCCUCAAGGCAUAUGCAACUUUACUUAUGAGGUAUGUAUUUGGAGCAAAGGAAUGAGACGUACCGAAAAAGAAGACAAAUUCAGCAUUAAUGUUUUAACCAAUGGGGCGACUUAAAAUGUCUUUAGCCAAGGGGGUGCCUUUAAGUGGCUUUACCUCAUGGGGCGCCUUAAAUGGCUUUAAAAAAAGGGAGCAAAGAAUGAGACAUACCGAAAAUGAAGACAAAUCCAGAGUUAAAGUUUUAACCAAUGGGGCGUCUUAAAAUGGCUUUAACCAAUGGGGCGUCUUAAAAUGGCUUUAACCUAUGGGGCGUCUUAAAAUGGCUUUAACCAAUGGGGCGUCUUAAAAUGGCUUUAACCAAUGGGGCGUCUUAAAAUAGCUUUAAACAAUGGGGCGUCUUAAAAUGGCUUUAACCAAUGGGGCGUCUUAAAAUGGCUUUAACCAAUGGGGCGUCUUAAAAUGGCUUUAACAAAUGGGGGCGGCUUUAAAUGGCUUUGAAAAAGGGGACAUCUUUAAAUGGCUGUAACCGUUUGGACGCCUUUGAAAUUGCUUUAACCAAUGGGAAGCGUUUUAAAAGGCUUUAACCAAUGGUACGCGAUUUAAAUGACUAAAACCAGCGGUUCUCAACCUUCCUAAUGCCACGACCUUUUAACACAAUUUCUCAUGUUAUGACAACCCCCAAACACAAAUUUAUUUUCGUUGCUACCUCAUAAUUGAAGAGUAUAUGUGUUUUCUGAGGGUCUUAUCAGAUGCUUGUGAAAGGUCGUUCAAUCCACAAAAGAGUCGCAAGCCACACGUUGAGAACCGCUGGCUUAAACCAAUGGGACGCCUUUUAAAUUGCUUUAACCAGUGGGGCACGUUUUAAAAGGUUUUAACCAAUGUGACGCCUUUGACAUGGCGCCACGGUGUUAAUAUUCAUUCAGGAGCGGAUGUAAGAGAAAUUUAAUGACAUAGCCAAGAGAUAUCAAAUUGUUUUAACACAUGCAAGAAUUUAUAAACAAAUAUCUAUAUUUAGCAACUUGAAAAAACAAAUUAAAAGAAAUUUAAAAAUAGCACCCAACAACGAUCAUGAAGCUAGGUUGUAUUCUCUAAUCAAUAAAAUAGUUUCAGUUUGUUAUUGUGCAUACUCCGUAAGCCAAAUUGUAAAUAUUUAUUCUGUUUGACUUUAGAUAUAUUUUUUAACUAGAGGGUACGCAACAAGAAUCAUGGAGUCAAAUGGCAAAUAUAUUUUACUUUUGCAUCUCCGUAUCUCUACUCACACCACUUUGGUUAUAACAUCUCAUUGACUGUGAACUCCUUGCCGUAAUGUCCUAUACGUUUAUAACGCUAUGCUGAACUCUUAAUCUAAAACUUUGAAUCGACGUCAAUGUCUCGGAGCCUUAUCCUGUCGCAAUGUUUUUGUUCGUGGGCGCGACAUUAUCGUCUUCAUUUGUGUAGGAAAAUAUUAUAUAUAUAAAUAUAUGUGAUUGGUUUUUCUUAUUCACUAGAAUGAAUAUGGACGAGCGCCCACUGAGGGUUACGAGGUCAAGUACAGUAACAUGUACUCGUCCACCACUGGGCUGUACACGACCACGUGUACACUGAUUGUACCGUUCGCGCACAUCACGUGGAACACGAGCUUCACAGUGGGCGUGAGUGCCGCUCCUGACAUAAAGGACCACCAGGACUACACGGUCAACAGGGCCAGGACCUUUCACUUGUCGAUAGGUGGGGCCACAGUGCAUUGUAACACUGUGUCUUGCAAAACUGUCCAUUGCAACACUGUGUCUUGUAACACUGUGUCUUGUAACACCGUGUCUUGUAACACCGUGUCUUGUAACACCGUGUCUUGUAACACCGUGGCUUGUAACACUGUGUCUUGUAACACCGUGUCUUGUAACACUGUGUCUUGUAACACUGUGUCUUGUAACACCGUGUCUUGUAACACCGUGUCCUGUAACACCGUGUCUUGUAACACCGUGUCUUGUAACACUGUGUCUUGUAACACUGUGUCUUGUAACACUGUGUCUUGUAACACAGUGUCUUGUAACACCGUGUCUUGUAACACUGUGUCUUGUAACACUGUGUCUUGUAACACCGUGUCUUGUAACACCGUGUCUUGUAACACCGUGUCUUGUAACACCGUGUCUUGUAACACUGUGUCUUGUAACACCAUGUCUUGUAACACCGUGUCUUGUAACACUGUGUCUUGUAACACUGUGUCUUGUAACACCGUGUCUUGUAACACUGUGUCUUGUAACACCGUGUCUUGUAACACUGUGUCUUGUAACACCGUGUCUUGUAACACUGUGUCUUGUAACACCGUGUCUUGUAACACUGUGUCUUGUAACACUGUGUCUUGUAACACUGUGUCUUGUAACACCGUGUCUUGUAACACCGUGUCUUUUAACACCGUGUCUUCUAACACCAUGUCUUGUAACACUGUGUCUUGUAACACCGUGUCUUGUAACACUGUGUCCUGUAACACCGUGUCUUGUAACACUGUGUCUUGUAACACUGUGUCUUGUAACACCGUGUCUUGUAACAGAGUCUUGUAACACCGUGUCUUUUAACACCGUGUCUUGUAACACUGUGUCUUGUAACACUGUGUCUUGUAACACCGUGUCUUGUAACACUGUGUCUUGUAACACCGUGUCUUGUAACACUGUGUCUUGUAACACUGUGUCUUGUAACACCGUUUCUUGUAACACCGUGUCUUGUAACACUGUGUCUUGUAACACUGUGUCUUGUAACACCGUGUCUUGUAACACCGUGUCUUGUAACACUGUGUCUUGUAACACUGUGUCUUGUAACACCGUGUCUUGUAACACCGUGUCUUGCAACACUGUGUCUUGUAACACUGUGUCUUGUAACGCCAUGUCUUGUAACACUGUGUCUUGUAACACCGUGUCUUGUAACACUGUGUCUUGUAACACUGUGUCUUGUAACACCGUGUCUUGUAACACUGUGUCUUGUAGCACCGUGUCUUGUAACACCAUGUCCUGUAACACCGUGUCCUGUAACACCAUGUCCUGUAACACCGUGUCUUGUAACACUGUGUCUUGUAACACCGUGUCCUGUAACACUGUGUUUUUAACACUGUUUCCUCUGUCAAUGUGUCUUGAAAAAUUGUGUCUUGUAACACUGUAUCUUGUAAAAAUGUGUGUAACAAGACUGUUUUUUUUUUCAAUUUUGUUCUAUCUUGUAACGCUGUGUCUCAUAACAUUAUAUCUUCGACACACCUUGCUGCUUGCGUUACUCAAGUAUAUAAACAGCCUGACCAACACAACUUUUGUAAAGCUAUAACACAGCUGUUCAUCUGAAACUCACAGUUAUCCACAUUGAACCCAAAGUUAUUGAUAUAAAAACCUGAGUCAAGACGACAUUUUGAAUUUUUUUUUUUUAAAUACUUUUCUCCCCACAGUUAAACCAAGCGAGCCUUAAUGUGACAAACCAAAAGUUCAGGGAUUUGAUCCGUUCCUUGAAGUCACCUGCAAAAGUGAUGUUCUUCCCUGGGGAAUUUGUGAAUUCAAUUUCACGGUUGGACUGGUACGUAUUGGGCGCUGCCUGGAGGAAUUUUAUUUUUUUCCAUUUAACAAGUGUCGUUAUUUGAGUUAAUGCCAACCGCGGUGGGGCACGGGUGGGACACGGGUGGGGUACAGGGUGGGGCACGUGUUUUGCCGUCCCUUUCCACGACAAAAACAUCUGCAAUUAGCCGAGAAUUUUGCCUCUCAAUGUGAAGAGAAAUGAGACGAAGCGUGUGGGCCUUUUUCUCCGUACCGCUUUCCCACGCCACUGCGUAACCUGUAAAACACCAUAGCUGUGGUUCUCAACCUUCCCAAUGACGCGACCCUUUAAUAGAGUUGCUCGUUUUGGGGCGACCCCAAAACAUAAAGCUAUUUCCGUCGCUCUUUCAUAACUGUAGAGUGUAUGUGUUUUCCGAUGGUCUUAUGCGACCCCCUUGAAUGGUACCCAGGUACCGCACUGUUUGAGCUAACUCAAUACACACACCUGAGAGAGUAAUGGAUGUAGUGUUAUUUGCAGAUUUUUGCUUCUGAGCGGUCGCGAUGGGGAGCAGCUCAGUCUUAUCAUCAUUUAAUUUGAGCUUGAUUAUUAGCCGAUACCGUUGCUUGGUUACGUCCAAGUGCAGCUUCAAAUUGAGAAAUAGUUGUCGUAAGGCCGAAUCCUUUCAGAGGAUUUUACCAAACAUAUCGAUGAACUGAAAACUAUGUUCCAGUAGUAGUUCAAAUAAAAUUUUAAAAAUGUAAGUAUUCAAAUUAGUUUUUUUUAAAAUAUUCUGAAACAUAUAGUAGUAUAUGAGUAGUAGUGUAGGGAUUGAAACCUGUUAUGUUAUUUGAAUAAAUUGCACUUAUUUAAAUAAUUUUUUUAAGAUGAUAAAAUUUAUUUUAAAUAAUUUUUUUUUUUUUGAUUCUUGAAAUAGCUUCAAUUUUUUUGUUUAACAAUCUCAGCUACAAGUUACUACGGAUCUCCAUGACUAUUGCUGUAGUUGUGUUUGUUAAGAUUUCGAUGUUUUUGUUACUUUGACUUUAUGGGAACAUUCUGCAUUAGUUGUGAUUGAUGAUUAUCUUUGUGUCUGUCAUUUUUUUUUUACUUAGAGAAAUAUACGUUAAGUACCUACUGUUUGUCAAUGUAUUUCUCAAAGUAUUUGUCAGUGUAUUUGUCACAUUACGUCCAAAAUUAUUAGUAACAUAUAUGUUUGUCAAUGUAUUUCUCAAAGUAUUUGUCAGUGUAUUUGUCACAUUACGUACAAAACUAUUAGUAACAUAUAUGUGUUUGUCAAUCUAUUUGUCUCAUUACAAAAAAAAAAUUUAGUUAGAUACCUAUUGUUUCUCAUUGUAUUAGCCAAUAUUUAUUUGUAAAGCUCAAAUUAGCUCCAUUUUUUAACCCAUGGUUAUAUAGCUUAAACGAAAUGUCCUUUGCGGGUCAAACUUUCUUUCCCCCCCCCUCCCCUCUCAGAGCGACCUCGCAUAGUGUCCUUCAUGGCCAACCAAAAAAACGCCAAGUUUGUCAGCCUCGCCGUCGACGACAACCUGCAACUCGCGUGCACGGCUGCGGGAAAUCCCGGGAUUCAGCUCUACCUUGUGAAAGACGGCGGUCAAGUCCUGCACACCCUCGACGUCCCCAACAGUCUCCUCUACGUCAUAGACGUGGUCAACUGUAGACAUUCAGCUGAAUACGAGUGCCGCAUGGUAAAUGAAACGGCCGGCAGUCUGAAUGUAACCGUGUCUGUUCUUUUGGGCCAAGGUAAGAAUCAAGAGAACCUGGUCCAAAAAAAGAAGUGUUGUGGCCCUCUCAGUGUUACAAAUAUAUAUAUACAUACUAGAUGUAGCCCGCCAAACAUUGGUGACAGCAAUGCGUGAACUUCCCAUCUACUAAACUGGACAAAAACGUGAACUAAAGUUACGCACAUUUAAGAAUGCCAAUUUUGCUACACCCCUUCACCCCCCCCCCACCUUUUUUUUUUCCUUGAUACGUCACGGCACACAAUUUUUUUUCACGCCGACCCGCGGCUUAGCAGAUCCGCGAGCUGGCUGGCAAGCAAGGUUGGUGCAGGGGGGGGGGGGUGCGGUAGCUCCACAGCGUGAAAUCCCCAUCUACAAAACUGGACAAAAACGUGAACUAAAGUUACCCACAUUUAAAAAUGCCAAUUUUGCCACACCCCUUCCCCCCCCCCCCACCUUUUUUUUUUCCUUGAUACGUCACGGCACACAAUUUUUUUUCACGCCGACCCGCGGCUUAGCAGAUCCGCGAGCUGGCUGGCAAGCAAGGUUGGUGCAGGGGGGGGGGUGGUGCGGUAGCUCCACCGCAGUGCGUAUGUCUCGAGACCAACGAUGAGCAGGUAAUUUAAGGGAGGGGGUGGUUUGCCUGCGUCUUGCUUGCUCUGGAGUAUCUAUAUAUAGCCUGCGUUGUCUUGUUCCUCUUUUUGUUUGCCCUACUUCUUCUGGCGAAUUACAUAUAUACAUUUUUUUUCCAGUUACAUUUUUAAAAUAAUUUUAUCAACGGUAUUUUUUCCUCUGGAUAAAAAAAAUUUAUGACUGUUCCCAAUGAAACGAAUUUCCAAUGUUCCCCUCUCCACCCCUUACCCCACCCACCCACCCACCCACACCACUCCCACCCCCUCAAAAAUUAAAAAAAAAAUUAAGUAAAUUAAAUUAAUACAUAAAUAACUUUAAAAAAAAAAUCAUACUCAUCUUUUCCCAUGUCACAGACUAAUAUCAAAGCCUGAAACCAACAUGUGACCCACCAGUCAUUAGUGACAUGGACCCGUACGUCAAUGUGACCUGCAGGAGUAGUGUGACCCCAUUCACCAAGUGUCACGCUGUAUUUCAGGUAACAGUUUGGUUUACACUGUCAUUCCACUUUGGUGUAAAGUGGAAGGAGCAUUUUUAAAAAAAAUCAAAAUUUAAAAUUUAUCAUCCUUAUGAAUUCCCGCAAGUUGAUGAACGGGCAAUUGUAAAUAAUUUGAGCUGCUGGAUUCUGCGUGGCCGGGCAAUCUAAUCUGAGAGAAUCCCAAGCUUUUAAACUGGAACUGUUGCCGGGCAAAUCUAAUCUGAGUGAAUCCCAAGCUUUUAAACACUGGAACUGUUGCCGGGCAAAUCUAAUCUGAGAGAAUCCCAAGCCUUUAAACACUGGAACUGUUGCCGGGCAAAUCUAAUCUGAGUGAAUCCCAAGCUUUUAAACACUGGAACUUUUGCCGGGCAAAUCUAAUCUGAGUGAAUCCCAAGCUUUUAAACUGGAACUCAAUCCUUAUAAAAAAAAUUAAAAAAAAACAGCACCCCGGGUGGCUGGCAAUUGAUCUUAAGAGGUGGCAAAUUCUGAAAUCAAUCCACGAGAUUGAGGGGGGGGGGGUGCAGUCCCGUAGGCAGUAUCCCGCUGACUCAAUGAAAAUUUCAAACAACUCCUGAGAUGUGGUGCGCACCAAUAGGCACAGGACAAUGUUCUGUGUAAAUAGAAACUUUACGGCAGUGUCACCACUGUUCAUGAAAACUGGUUGACAUCACACAAUCAAUGUCGUAAAAUAGGAGCUUUGUUUUUAAAUGUAAAUGAUAAGAAGUGAAAUAUCACCGAGGCCACGAUAUGCACAGUUGCUCAUCCCAUUUGCCAGUGCACGUGGUACACCAAAUCUGUCCCUAGCAAAUAUGAUAUAUUAAAUUGCUCUUCACUCAAACAAUGUUUGUUCACCCAUCUUAUAUGGGAAGGAAAAAUAUUUUUAAAUGAAGGCCACAAAUCAUUGCAAUUUAAGAAUUUUCUUUUUUUUUUAAAAUUUUUUUAAAGGUAAUUCAGCAAUUCUAAAAUAAAACAAAUAAUUUGAAUGGCACACAUUGAAAAAUAUGAAAACAAAAGACACACAGUCUGUGUAAGACGCGCGUCACAAAUAAAGUUUAUAUUGAAAUAAAAGUACCAGCGAUGCUGUCACUUGGCAGAUUGACUCAACUUCAGAGAGAACACUCAUAAAAAACAUGGCACAUGUCAAUGAAACAUUCCACUUUACGUUGAUCCCCUUUGAUAGCAAAUGACAAAAAAUUUAAGUGAACCAGAGAGUCAACCUGAAAUAAAUAAUAUUGGUGAACCUGAGAGAAAUAUCAAAGGAACCUAAGAGAAAUAUUAAUUGAACUUGACAGAAAUAUCAAAGGAACCUGAGAGAAAUAUUAAUUGAACUUGACAGAAAUAUCAAAGGAACCUGAGAGAAAAACCAAAGGAACAUGAGCGAAAUAUGAAUGAAACAUGAUAAAAAUAUCAAAGGAACCUGAGACAAAUAUUAAUUGAACCUGAGAGAGAUAUCAAAGGAACCAGGGAAACAUAUCAAAGGAACCCGAGAAAAAUAUCAAAGGAACCUGACACAAAUAUCAAAGGGACCUGUCAAAAAUAUCAAAGGAACCUAAGAGAAAUUUCAAAGGACCUGAGAAAAUAUGAACGGAACCUGAGAGAUAUAUCAUAGGACCUGAGAAAAAUAUCAAAGGAAAUAUUAAAUGAAUCCGAGGCAAAGAUCAAAGGAACAUGAGAAAAAUAUCAAGUGAAUCGGAGAAGAAUAUCAAGUGAACCUGAGAUAUCAAGGGAGCCCGAGAAAGAUGUGCCCUAACUUAGGAGAAGUUACCGAGGCGUGGGGAGGUUGCCACUGCCAAACCCCUAAGGCAAAUGAAUCAAAGGUAGAGACCUAGGGAACGGAGGAUGUAUGUGGAUGGAUGAUGUAGAGAAAGAUCUGCUGGGGAACCCAAGCAUGGAAAUGAAACGCAUCAGUAGCUUCCGAGUAGAAGGAUGUGGUGAGUGAGGCAAAACCCUACAUGUGCUGUAGCGACACAGGGAUGACAGAAAAACGCUAACCCAAUGUUCACACAUAAUGUCACCCGGCUUUGUCUUGACCUGGUUCACUGUAGAAUAUUUAUUUUCAGCUAAAUUAUAUAUAUAUAUAUAUAUAUAUAUAUAUAUAUAUAUAUAUAUAUAUAUAUAUAUAUAUAUAUAUAUAUAUAUANAAACUAAUUACAAGCAUACAAUAUCAAAGUCUUUCUGGCCAUUUCAACACUAAGCAACACAGCAACACAUGGAAAAUAAGGUAGACAAUCAUCCCAGAAGGUAUUUGCGAAAUAGAUGUGUCUUUAGAUAAAAUUCAUUUAUUACAUUUUUAAUAUAGAAUUAAAUCAAGCUCAUGCAACGCUAGCUUAUUAUUAAUUGUAACACCCCGAUACUUGUGUCUUGUGUACAUGUAUAUGGUAUCGAACACAGGAAUUCAUGACCCGACCAAGCUUCAUCCUUACUGAUUUUAACUUUCCACCUUUCAGUCCAAGGACGGAACCACCGCCCCCACCUCCUCGAGAGUCUUCUACACGAGCGUUACCAGGCCGAGCUACUACCUCACCGAGUGCCUCAUUCAAACCAACAUCAGCGAGCUCCUGCCCCGAAUUAACUACCAGGUACAGGUGGAGUUCUCGGCUGCUGUCAAAGGCUGCAACGCAACGAGACGGAGCGAACUGUCGAGGAUAUUUUACUUUAGUGAGUAUGGCGCGUCCCCCCUCCCUGUGUCCCUAAACCAUGGCAGUGCUGACGGAUGAACGCAAUGUGAAUCCACAUAAGUUACCAUAUUACGUGACGGCAUGCUACCCUUGGCGGUGGGCUUAACUAUUUACACAAUCCUCACAGCUCGACUCCUAUGAUAUAAGCUUGUACAAUAUUAAUAUGUCCGAGAUGAAUGGUGUCCACUCCGAAGGGACGUAACUAAUGAAAAUAAGGUAAAACGCCAGUGUCAUGACUACUACGUUCCUUUAAAACGAUAACUGGGGCUUUUCCAUACGUAAUAUUUUCCCAAUAAUUCUAGCCCCAUCUAAAAUAUUGUCUCAGUCAUAAUUUGACAACAAAGCAGAUUAAGAGAGGAAUGGCAUGACUGCACUUAAAGGGCUUGACAAAUGGUAGCUACAUGGAGCGCCCUCUGGAUUUAUUAUUACAGAUUACGCAACCGUUCGAUUAUGUUACACGCUAAACGUUGUUGUGUUGUCCCGGCCCGUGUAAAUAUAUUUUAACUGGCUGAGACGAGGAACAAUCGAGUUCAAUCCGCCUCCAGGUACUGUAGCAAUAACUAAUGCGGAAAAACCAAAUGUCGACUUUUUCCCACUUUCCGAUUCCAAACACUAAACUCUCCUUUUCAUGUGGAACCAGCUUAGUCUUUAAAAAAAAAAAAAAUAUUAAAAGAAAUGAAGAAAACCCUUGAUCAUGAUAAGUUCAAAGAUAGUUUAAAGAAUGCCCCGAAGACUGUUUCUUUGUUUGUAUGCGAUUUGGGGCGAAAAAUUGCUUUGCAAUAUCUGAUCCAAAUCAAUAUUUAUUCAUUUUGAUUAUGUCUUUUAAAUCAUGGAGUCAGUCUGUUCACGUUUGAGUAAAUCAGGUGCAUAUCCGAUUUUUUAUUCACCUUAUUUUGUAAAGUACAUCGGCUUUGAUAUUGGAAUGAGUAUCAGGGAUGUAUCUUAAGAAGAUUUUGGGCUCCUACCCCCCACCCUCAUGUUGGUGCCCGAAGAGAGUGACCCCUUCGCGCAACCCCCAACAAUCCAACCCCCCCCCCCCCAACCCAAUAGUUUCACAGGACCCUUGCAGUGACUGUUACAUGAAAGGAACUAGUGUUGGUUUAUGUAAUAAUGCAAAUUUUGAACAAUUAUUUCUUUCAUUAUAAAAUUAAUUAUUGUGGUAAAUUUCAAAAAUAUCAUUAAGACAGAUCGCGUAUUUUUAUUUUGUUUAAGUUUGUUGUCUUCAACAAGUUAAGGUGAGGCCAAUAAUUACUUGCUUGGUCUCCCAGAACGUGGCUCCUAAGUAAGUUUUAUAUAUUCGCUCUCCAAAUGUGGGGAUUAUUACCAUCCGACACUUCCUUUUUUUUUUUAUUUAUUCCAAGCGUACCUGAGAUGACCUACUUCACUGCCAACGACCAAGUGGGCACAGCUCAUUUCACAACAGGAGACACGUUGAACAUCAGGUGCAUCGCCAGUGGAACGCCGAAACCAACGAUGAGCUUGUUAGACAAUCAAGGUGUCGUCUUGUACGUCAGCGAUUUCGCCGGGACCCUGGCAUUCACGGUCUACGACCUGGACUGCACACGAUCGAACGAAUACACGUGUCGGGCCCACAAUGGUUUCAGCGUGUCCGACACAAUCGUUUCUGUUGGAAAGUGUAAGUCUAUGGUUUAUACGCAUCAAACAUUUCUUUUGGAAAUUGUUUCUUUUUUUCUUUCUUUAUAUUAAUAAAAUUAAAAACAAGGUUGUCGCAUAAAUUCUUUUUAUCCAUUUUUUACAAAUUAUUUUCUUUGAUAUUGCUGCUCUCAUGUACAAACAAACCCGCCUCUUACAUCUCAGUUUGAUUUAAACAACUGUUUCAGAAAUAACAAAAGAAAAUAUAACGCACAAAACGCAAUUGCGAUUUUUUUAUUUUUUAUAGAAUCUCAUUCAGCGCAAGUAUCGUGAAUUUUAUUUCAUCAAAUCACUGCCAUCGUAUUUCCUUCAUCUUCCGUUUGAAAAAUAUCUUUUUUUUAAAAAACUAAUAUUUUGCGCUUGUGAUGGGGAUGGGCUAAAAUUUUAAACGAAUAUGUUGUCAGCAGCAAGUUAUGUGCCAAGUUUCAGCUCGAUAGGUUGAUAGUCAUUAUUUAAAUCCCCCGUUAUUUCAAAAAUGUGUCUUUGUAUUAUAUAUAUUAUGUUGAAGUUAAUGUUCAUAUUAAAUAAUAACAAAAUAAUUCAGUUAACAAACUAUGAAAAAUAACCACGCGAACACAUAUUUUGAUGUCAUGAAAAUAAAUGCAUCGUUAACUUCUGCUAUUUAAAUAGAAAAAAUAGGUUAAAAACUUGAGAUGCAGCAGCAACGGUAUAUCAACAUUAAUAGAGUAAAUUCACUUAUUUUGCAUCCCCUGUAAUGGGUAAAAAAUUAGUCUAAAAAAAUAGUAUUUUUAUUCAUUUAUUUACAUCAAUGUUUCGUGUGUCGACAGGUCCUUCAGAACCAAGCAGUUUUGACUUUUUGCCAGUUAAAAUAGCUGUCCCUCUCAUCGGAUUGGUUGGCGUCCUAAUAGUAGCCGUGUGCUGUUGCACACGGUGGCGGUCAAAAGGAAAAAGACAAACACCAGAAAGAGCAACGGAAGUGGGACCGCGAGGAUUUCCACAAAUGGCAGAUGGAAUGCACGCUAGACCCGGGCCCCAUCAGCAAACUCCGGGAACCAUCCAAAACCACAUGUCUCGGCCGCUUCAAAAUGGUGCUUGCAGAUCAGAUAUUGUAGCGAGACCGGACUUGACACGCGAUGAGGCUUUUCUGAUUGGUAUGCACGAUGGUGACAAGGGAGCACUAUUUCUGAUCCUCGCGACUUCAAAACAGAAUCCCAGUAUGGACUUACAGCAGAACAGCUCCAACACACUAAAUGGACAAAAGCCGUGGUCACAUGUGAACGCGCCCAUCACGUCGUCAGCAGCUUACGACGUAGCGUCUUUCCCUCCCCCUCAAUACACCGAGAUCCCAACACAGCAAGCAACUCCAGGUCCUUACAACAGUCAAACCCUGGAAUACAGACUAGGCUAUUCUAUGGACGUGUAAUUUCACAAGACCGUUAAGCCGAUAUGAGUUGAAUUCACUCUCGUCUGACACCUGGUGAUGCAGCUCGGCUGGAAUAAUUAGGACUGUCCUAACAGCACUCUCCUCAAUGUGAAUCGUUGCUUUCACCCAUUGCUUUCCAUCCUACGCCGAGACAGAUCGUUUUACAAUAGUGGCAGCACUGGGUAACCCUAACUCAAUCACAUGACAAUCCGAGGGAUACCACAGUUCCAGAUCAGACAACACGACGUAGCCAAUGUCAAUACCAACACCAUCACCAACACCAACACGAAUACCAAUGCCAUCACCAACUCCAACAACAACACCAACGCCGUCAGAAAUACCAACACCAACAUUAUAAACACAUUAAGCGAUGAAGAAAAUUUACAUUUCUGAGCCUGUUUUUUGAAGUUAUUUAGAAUUAAGGGGCAUUCUUAAAAAUCUGUAAAAUGUAUAACCUGUAAAAUUUAUUACCAUCAUGUCUGGCUUUAUACAAGUAGACUUAGUCUGAUGACUUCAGUAAAGAUAAUUCCUAACGGAGUUAUAAUGCAUAAUGCUUAAAAUACUUUGCUUUCUUUUUUAAUUACAUUAUGUGCCAUAACGCGAUGAUAAAUCAUUUAAUAUUAUAACAACUAGAAAAGUUCACCCGAUGUUAUCGAGCUAAAAAUUGGUAGUAACAGAAUAACAGCUUUAGGCUUUGAGAUUGCUAUUCUCAUCAGACUCCACCACCAAUCAGUGUCGUAUUUUGACUACAUGCCUAAGGCUUAAGCCAAAACCCGGUAAAUAUCCCCAUCACGAAAAUCUAUCGAAUAAAAAAGGUAAAGGGAACUAAUUUUUUUAAACCCAUAAUAAAUAAGGUCUUUGAACCUGAACGGGCGAAAAAUAGUUUUGAGAUACACCAAAUAAAAUAAAAACAAAAUAAAAGAAAGGAAAUGUAAGGAAUUUGAGGAUCAUUUGUAGGAGAGAAACAGGAGCUCCGUGGAGUUUUACAGGAUUUUCAGUUUUUCUCCCAUUUUAAAUCCAAUAUGUCAAGAAAUAACAUUAUUGGGCCCAACCAAACAUUUAUUUUACUUGAGUAAGUAUGGUCUACCGUUUGCCCAUGAGUUUACAAUUAUUUACUUGAUGAAGCUUAUAGACCUCUGUAUGUAUGUAAUUUAUUUUUAUCAAAAGUCUUUUUUUUUUAAAAAGUCUUUUCACUCUUUAAGUGUGGUUGUUAAAAUUUGACAUAAAUCCGAGACUCGAACGUUUUAGCAACUUCUCAAGCAAACGAAAAAAAAAAAUAAUAAAAAAUAAAGAUUAACGUCCCACAAAUGUAAACAUACAAGGGCGAACGGUGGACUUAAUAUUAAACUUUCUAAGGAAAAUUUGAGAAACAAAAUAAUAAAUUAUAAACAGGAAGUUUAAUGAUCUAUAAAUACAGGUUUGCAACUAGCUGUACAAUAAAAUUACUGGCACAGUCGGCUCUUUUAACGGUAUUUACUCUUAUUCGAUUUGAUAUUAGUGUUUCAUGAUUUAUAUAUUAUGUGGCAAAUCUAACUUUCCGUUUGUCACAGCUGUGGCCGAUAUUUUGCCACAGCUGUGGCCGAUAUUUUGACACAGCUGUGGCCGAUAUUUUGACACAGCUGUGGCCGAUAUUUUGACACAAAAAGGUUGCCGACCUUGGUUUUGGAAUUCAAAGAAAAGACUUUCAUUUAUUGUGAAUCAAGGAAAACAUUACGAUCAAAUUGCACGAGUUUUAUCAUGGAGAUACAGAGCAUUACGAUCAAAUUGCACGAGUUUUAUCAUGGAGAUACAGAGCAUUACGAUCAAAUUGCACGAGUUUUUAUCAUGGAGAAACAGAAAAUUACUCUACUAUUAUACUUUUAUGACAUUAUACUUGUUAACUUGCUGUGAUGUAAGUUAAUAUAGUUAUUUUUCCUGUAAUUUUUUUUUCUAUUUUUUAUCAACUUAAUGGUGUAACUAAAUUGAUUCUUGUUACUAUCACUGGAUGUAAUAUCGUUUUUAUUUGUAUAUUGGCUUUCAGUCCUUCGUUGCGAAUUGUUCAUUAACGAGCCACAUCUUAAAACAAGACACUCAGUUUCUUUGAAGUUAAAACAGUACGCAACACUAUGUGUUUAAAAACUGCCCCAUUGAUGUUAUUACCACUCGUAAAAGUUUAGUCAACUCAUUGUGGACUAAGCCAAGUUAUCAUAGAUUAUUUUUAUUUUUAUUUUUUGUAAUCAACAUUUUUAAUCAGUCUUGGUCAUCUUUGACGAGAUGUUGCUGAACUGAGAGUCGCUAUACCAUAUAGACUUACUUCUACUGAAUUGAGGGUCCAAAUGUCAUAUGUAGACUUUCUUUUACUGAAAUAAUGGUCCAAAUAUCACAUAUAGACUUAAUUUUAUUGAAAUGAGUGUCAAAAUAUCAUAUAUAGACUUAAUUUUUACUGAAAUGAGGGUCUUAAUAUUAUAAAUUAGACCUAACUUUACUGAAAUGAGAGCUGUGAACAUCAAAUAUUAGACCACUUCUCAUGGAGAUAAGGGUAGUCAUAUCAGAUAGUAGACCCAGUUUUACUUAUAUAAUGAUCAUUUAACUAGAUAUCAGUCUAGGAAUUGAUGGAAAAAAAUUGUCACUUUAUCAUAUAUUGGACCUGCCUGCUAUUGCUGAAAUUAUGGUAGCUUUAUCAUAUUUAAGAAAUACCUUUAUGAAAUAAUUUCAUCUAUAAGACAUCUUAGAUCAGUUAUUGAUGACAAGAUCAAGCUUAAAUGACUAAAUAUCUAUAAUAUUAGAGCCGCAUUUGCUGUAAUUAUGUUUGAUUUAUAGCCUAGAAUUAGAUCUGUCAUUGCUGAAAUGAUGUGAACUAUUGCCAAUAGAAUUGGAUAUAAUUUUCUGGAAAUCUGAAUAGGCCGAAAUUUUUCAGUACUGAAACUGUGAUUACAGUUAGUAUACUUAAACAACAUUCCCUUGGUGUUCUGAAAUGUUUUUCAUUGUAAGAAAGUGUUGAGAAUCACUUCAAUAAGUCUGAGGAGCUGACCCUCUGUGG
Molecule: messenger RNA, 20913 nt
Organism: Lymnaea stagnalis (great pond snail)
Lineage: Eukaryota; Metazoa; Mollusca; Gastropoda; Lymnaeidae
Source: the annotation of a GenBank genome assembly